CAAGAAGAACAAGGAGAACAAGAACAAUACCUAGAAGGACAACAAGAAAAAAAGAGCAAGAACAACAAGAAUGACAAGAACAAGAAGAACAACAAGAGCAAGGGCAAGAACAAGAACAAUGAGAAGAACAAUAAAAAGAAGAACAAGAAUAAGAAGAAGCUCCACAACAAGAAGAAGAUCAAGAACAAAGAGAACAAGAAACACAACAAGAGGAACAAGAAGAAGAACAACAGUAAGAACAACAAGAAGAACAAGAAGAACAGGAGGAAGGACAGGAAGAAGAACGAGAACAAAAAGAAGAACAAGAAUAAGAACAGGAAGAAGAACAAGAGUAAGAACAACAAGAAGAACAAGAAGAAAAACAAGAAGAAGAACAGGAAGAAGAACAAGAACAACAAGAACAAAAAGAACAAGAGGAACAAGAGUAAGAACAACAAGAAGAACAGGAAGAAGAACAAGAGUAAGAACAAGAAGAAAAACAAGAAGAAGAACAGGAAGAAGAAGAUGAAGAACAGGAAGAAGAACAAGAACAAAAAGAACAAGAAGAACAGUAACAGGAAGAAGAACAAGAGUAAGAACAAUAAGAAAAACAGGAAGAAGAAGAAGAACAGGAAGAAGUACAAGAACAAGAACAACAAGAACAAGAAGAAGAACAGGAAGAAGAAUAAGAAGAGAAAGAAGAACAACAACAACAACAAAAAGAGUAAGAACAGAAAGAACAAGGGUAAGAACAACAAGAAGAACAAGAAGAAGAACAGGAAGAAGAAGAGGAGAACACAAAGAAGAACAAGAACAAAAAGAACAACAAUAAUAAGAACAGGAAGAAGAACAAGAGUAAGAACAAGAAGAAGAAAACAGGAAGAAGAAGCAGAGGAAGAACAGGAAGAAGAACAAGAAGAACAAGAACAAAAAGAACAAGAAGAACAAGAAUAAGAA
Messenger RNA from Amphiprion ocellaris (clown anemonefish), 936 nucleotides. RefSeq lists its product as uncharacterized. The annotation marks the transcript as partial. The record is from RefSeq and is a predicted model, not a curated record. The transcript has a single exon. Lineage: Eukaryota; Metazoa; Chordata; Actinopteri; Pomacentridae.